Molecule: messenger RNA, 4129 nt
Organism: Plutella xylostella (diamondback moth)
Lineage: Eukaryota; Metazoa; Arthropoda; Insecta; Lepidoptera; Plutellidae
Source: RefSeq, a predicted model, not a curated record
GCCCUCCCCCGCGUCGUCUUUUGUUUCAUCGCCGUUGGUCGAAGUGGCGGUGAGAGUGGUAUUUUGCGUGAAAUUAACUCGUUUUUUGUGUGAACAGGUGCAUAUUUCAAUAAAAUAUCAACUCUAAACGAACAUUUCUAUCCUGUUUGUGUAAUUAUAUGGCAAAAUACAGUGUUGAUAUGUGUUUUUUACGAGUGCUUGGUUCCCUAAAAAUUUGUGAGUGAUAGGGUGGUGAUCCUUGUAGAUUUUGUCCAUCGUAAUGGACCGACUUCCCGCUCACAUCGUUGGAAUUUAAAACAUUUGCAGGUGGCAGCAUGGACGAGGGUCUGCUGAACGACCUGCUGGAGUGCUCGGUGUGUCUCGAGCGACUCGACACAUCCUCCAGAGUGCUACCAUGCCAACACACGUUCUGCUUGAAAUGUUUGAAGGUGAUAGUGGAAUCGCACAAGGAGCUCCGCUGCCCGGAGUGCCGCGUGCUGGUGGAGGCGCGCGUGGACGAGCUGCCGCCGAACGUGCUCCUCAUGAGGAUCCUGGAGGGCAUGAGGAACGCGCCCCGCAAGCCCGCGCCCGCCGCCCGGCAGCGCGCCGCCCAUUCACACCAGGGCCAGCCUGCUUCGGGCCACUUCCAAAGCGCCAAGCAGCCGCCGCCGCACGCGCGCGCCCUCUAUGACUACAUCUCUAAGGAAGCCGGCGACCUGUCGUUCAAGAAGGGCGAGACGAUACUCCUGCAAAAGCGGCUGGACCCGUUUUGGUAUCAGGGCGAGAGCGGCGGCCGGACGGGGGUCUUCCCCAUUACCUUUGUACAGGUGCUAUACCCGCUGCCGGUCCCGACGGCGCUGUGCAAGGCGCUCUAUGACUUCAAAAUGUCCGCUCCUGAUGAGGAGGGGUGUUUGGCGUUUGAUAAAGGGGCAAUAAUCACGGUGCACCGCCGAGUGGACGAGAACUGGGCGGAGGGGCGGCUGGAGGAGCGCGUCGGGAUAUUCCCGAUCGCGUUCGUCGAGCUCAACUCCGCGGCCAGACAGCUGAUGAACACCCCCCCUCUGAACCGCGCGGUGCCGCCGCUGCCCGACGGCCGCGCGCCGCACCCCGAGCAUCGACACCACACGCAGCACCCGCACCGCUACCAGCCGAUGUCGCUAUCGACACCCUCCUCACAGGCCACCUACCAGAACGUGGCUGCCAUGAGCCAGUCGCACCCCACCUUCCAGCAGCCAAUGUUGGCCCCAACCUCCCAGAUCCUGCUCCCCACACAGAUCAGCCACCUCGGCCACGGCCUCGUCACCACCACCGCCGUGCCCAGAAACAUCAUGGAACCAAACAACACCAAACAUUUGGAGCUAAUACACAUGACCAACAUGCACAAUAAGAGCCAUCUGACAACUAUGGGGCUGCAGAGCGUCUCGAGAAUAAACGACGGCUUCGAUAGACUCCGAACUGUUAAAUAUGACAGCUACAAUUCAACCCCGGUUCACCACAAAACGGAAACGACAUAUCAAAACGUACGCGUGCCGGUUUCUGUAGCCACGUUUAAUACUAACAACUCGUCGGAUUCAAGUUCGAGCGCAAACACGCCGUCUGUCGGGGUCAGUUCGACUACCACGCCUAAUACUAGCUCCAAUACUAGCUCGUGCGAAAGCGCUGAGCCUAGCGUGCCUAGCUCACCGGACAACGCCGAGAGAAAUGCUACCACUACACCAAACACUUCCCAGAACACAACGCAAGACGAAAGCACAGAAACGGCAGACGUGAACCAAUCAAUGGGCGUUCUCAGUUUGAACGAGAGCUCCACGGCGACCAAUACGUCUCUGAAUGUUAGUUUACCGGCUGAAUCGGCGAAUGAGUCGGCCGAAAGUGCUAGCAAAGAGCCUACAAGUCUGAAUGUUCCGUCGACGUCUAAGAAUCAGAAUCGAUCGAGCGGCCCCGAUUCGUUGUUGAGCUUCGGUCUUGGGUUGCAAGCGGCGUUGUCGCCGUGUCACGGGAAGGAUAAGAAUUAUAUGACGAGAGCGCACAGGGAACAUAACCACAGGGAUAAGAGGCACAGUUUGACGCCCUCCACGCAUCUCAACGCGAAUCAUUCUCAGAAUAGGCAUUCAGCGGAGAUCCUGGCAACCAGUCUGCUGUCUCACUCGCCGCGCGGCUCCCGCUCGCACAGCGCCGAGCGCCUGCCCGCGGCCUACCUCGCGCUGCACGCGUACAGCCCACAGCGGCCCGACGAGCUGCCGCUGCGCAAGGGAGGCAUAUACGUGGUGGUGGAGCGGUGCCGCGACGGCUGGUACAAGGGGCGCUCGGAGCGCGGGGGGCGCUGCGGAGUGUUCCCCGGCAACUACGUGGCGCCGCGCCCCCAGCACCACGCCGCGCCGGUGGCACAGCCGCAAGCGGCGGCAGUGAAGACACCGGCGGCAGCCACCGUGCCGCCCGCGCCGCCGCGCGCCGCGAGCCCCGUCGCUAACACUGUCCAACCAGCGUCGUACCCGUGGACUCCGUCGGCGCAGCCUCUGCAGAGCACGCCCAAGUCUGACAAGUCCAAAGACAAGUCGAAACCCGAAAAAUCCACUUCAACGGGCGUGAGUCUCAUGAAGCGACUGGCGGCGAUGAAGAAGUGCAAGUCGCCGCCUCCCGCCGGCUACAGCAUGGACAACCCCGUGUUCGAGGACUCGCCCGGCACCUCCGUGGUGGCCACGCAUCACCCUGUACAUGUCAGGGCGGGCUCGUGUCCGUCGCAGCUGCUGGGCGCGCCGGCGGAGCGUCCGCACAGCCAUCGCGUGCGCGUUCGCGAGCGAGCCUCCGUGCUGCCGCAGCACAGCCGGUCGGGCGACAGUCCGUGGCAGGCGCAGCACCGCAAGUCGCAGUCGCUGGACGCGAGCGCCGCGCGCCGCGAGCGACACCACUCGCAGACCGUCAAGGAGAGAUACCGCUGCAUAGUCCCGUACCCGCCCAACUCUGAAUACGAGCUCGAGUUACAACUAGACGACAUCGUGAUAGUGCACAAGAAGCGCGCCGACGGCUGGCUGCGCGGCACCCACCAGCGCACGGGCCGCUCGGGGCUGUUCCCCGCCUCCUUCGUGCAGAGCUGCCCGGAGUGACGUCACACGGGCGACCUCGUGACAGUGCACAAGAAGCCUGACAGUCUGUCUGACUUAUUCGUAUUUUAUUGAAUUUAACGUUUGCAUGGACUGUUUAAGUAUGCGGCGGUGUGUUUCUUAUGGGAUUACGAAGGAAAAAAACAGGUUUUUCACUUACAUUUUAUUUUGAAUAUUUAACACUCACAAAAAUAUUCGAACAAGGCCUAUCGACAACUUAAAACGAUUGAACAUUUAGGAAGUAGGUACAUAAUUAGUGUCAAAGUCAUUUUAAAUUCAAAAUUUUCAUAGGCAUUUCAAAGACACACAUUUUCUAAGGAUCCGAUGAUGAAAUGAGUUCGCGAUCCUAAUGGGUAUGUGUUUAACGUUUCAUGCUUUGAGCUACUUACUACUUUUUUAAAUUAUUUGGCUAAGGUACUGUGUGAUUACCUUGAUAAAUACAUAAUAUAUGAAAAUAUGUCUCCAUUUAACACAUCAGAAAUCACAAUAUUACCAUAAGCAAGAGAUCAUAACAGUAGGUGCGAUACCUACGUAAGUAUGUAUAAAAUAUAAAUAGUAGGCGGUAAUGUUUAGUAAUUUCCAUAAAAUAUCGAGUCAGGAUCUCUAGUAUUAACAAGACAUUUCAGGGAUAGAAGAGUAUUUUUCUUGAAACUAGGUUUAUUUUGUGUUUAAUUUCUAACUUUGACUGGCGGCUUAUUAACCUGUAAUGGGGACUGAAUUUUGCCCUAACCUUGACGUGGAAUCGUAUUUGUUUUUUUUAUCGUAGAAUACGAUCUCAAAUUGAGGCCAUAAUAUCGAGACGGUUAAGGGAAGGCAUACAGUAGAUAAUGCCGUCAGGCAGAUGUCACCAUAGUGAGUUCUUUGCCAUUCUUCAUUUUGAUUCAUUUCAUAAAAAAACCUAGUGGGCCAAGUAUCCAGGAAACAAAGUAUUUUCAUAAUUUGAAACCUUUUGAAGCAAUAAAAAUAGACACUUUUAUUUCGUAAGUUAUACAUAAUAGUUAUAAACAAAACAUAUUCUAUUUUUAAUAUUUAGAUUUUAAAUAUAACUU